Molecule: messenger RNA, 798 nt
Organism: Python bivittatus (Burmese python)
Lineage: Eukaryota; Metazoa; Chordata; Lepidosauria; Squamata; Pythonidae
Gene: MRPL49
Product: mitochondrial ribosomal protein L49
Biological process (GO): translation
Cellular component (GO): mitochondrial large ribosomal subunit; ribosome
Molecular function (GO): structural constituent of ribosome
Source: RefSeq, a predicted model, not a curated record
GUCAUCCACGCGCGCCUCUGAGGCAAGAUGGCGGCGUUUCCCUCAGCCCUCGCGAGGGUCGGGCUGAGGAAGGAGCUGCUGGUCCUGCGAGGGGGCGGGCGGCCAAGGCGGCCCUGGGAGGCGGCCUUUAUGAGACAUGUCUCAGGUGAGCCCAAAUCUGCAGACCUGAAGUACCCAGGAAUUGUUGAAUCUACUGAAGAAUAUAAAUUUGUGGAGAGGCUGAUACCACCUACCAAAGUACCUGUACCUCCAAAACACGACCAAUAUCCUACACCUUCUGGAUGGAGGCCACCACAAGAUACACCUCCUGAUCUUCCCUACUUUGUACGGCGGUCGCGCAUGCACAAUGUACCUGUGUACAAAGAUUCUAGUCACCAUGGGUCCAGGAAGAUGACUAUUAUCAGGAAAAUUGAAGGUGAUAUCUGGGCCCUAGAGAAUGACGUGAAGACCUUCAUUACAGAAUUGUCCGGACGAACACCAGCAACCCAAGUCAAUGAAAUUGCCUGUAGCAUCCACGUCAAGGGCUAUUUUGACCAAGAAUUAAAGACAUGGUUGAUAGACAAGGGCUUUUAAACAAAGGAUAGAAGAUGAGUGGCAAAAUCUGUCCCUUUGUGAAGACUCACUUUGGAACCUUGUUCUUACCCAAGUUUAAAUGCCGCCGUUCUGGCUUAGUCCAGUUGUGCCCUUCCUAGUAAAAAUUACUUACUAAAUGCAAGUUAUACAUGCUUGAAAGAGUGGGUAUUAUGGACACUCCCAUCUCCCUCGAGAGGGGUAAAUAAAAUAUUUGAUAAAGUGCCA